GUCGGAUUUUCGGAUCGAGUUCGCACUUCGUUCCGUUCGCUCGUACCGUUCGCUUCGCAGCGGCGGAAACUCCGUACUAUCGAUAGCUGGUAUCUCAUUGAUACUUUUCGAGACCCCGAAGACGAGAACUCGCAUAUUCGCCCGAGAAAACUCUUAGUAAAUGCUUAUUAAACCGAUAUAUAAUUAAACAUAUUUUUUUUUGGUGCAAACGUAAGCCAAACAAAUUGCAUUUUGGUGUGGAUUACCAGUGGAAAAGUGAGUGCUUAAAAUGGAAUAAACAAGGCUAUCAUACAAAAAAAAAACAAAGCCCAAAAAACCAAAACAAGCUGAAAAUUGUCAACCCAACGAUUAUGGAUUAGUGCCAGUGGCCGGUCAGAGUCAGUUAAAAAAAUAUAUGCAUAUAUUAGGACUAAGGAGCCCGAAUUGAUUAACAAACAAUCUCAAGGCCCUAAGGCAAGGAAUAGAAAGGAGGAAUACAAGAAGAGUGAGAAAGUGACACUCAAGACCUCAGUUCUCUCGUUAAAGAGGUGUUAAAGCACCAUGUUGCACACGAUGCAGCUGCUCCUGCUGGCCACCAUUGUGGCCAUGGUCAGUAGCUCGCCGUACACGAGCUACCAGAACCAGCGGUUCGCCAUGGAGCCGCAGGAUCAGACGGCUGUCGUUGGGGCCAGGGUCACGCUGCCCUGCCGGGUGAUCAACAAACAGGGCACACUCCAGUGGACAAAGGAUGACUUUGGACUGGGCACGUCCCGGGAUCUGAGUGGAUUCGAGCGGUACGCGAUGGUGGGCAGUGACGAGGAGGGCGACUACUCCCUGGACAUUUACCCAGUGAUGCUGGACGACGAUGCUCGCUACCAGUGCCAAGUGAGUCCAGGACCCGAGGGCCAGCCAGCCAUUAGGUCCACAUUCGCCGGAUUGACGGUGCUCGUGCCGCCCGAGGCGCCCAAAAUCACCCAGGGCGAGGUCAUCUAUGCCACCGAGGAUCGCAAGGUGGAGAUCGAAUGCGUUUCGGUUGGCGGAAAGCCGGCUGCUGAGAUUACCUGGAUUGAUGGCCUGGGCACUGUCCUUACGGAUAACAUUGAGUACACGGUGAUACCGCUGCCUGAUCAGCGACGCUUUACGGCCAAGUCCGUCCUCCGACUGACCCCCAAAAAGGAGCACCACAACACGAACUUCAGCUGCCAGGCGCAGAACACGGCGGACCGCACCUAUCGCUCGGCGAAAAUACGUGUCGAGGUGAAAUAUGCCCCCAAGGUGAAGGUGAACGUGAUGGGCUCGCUGCCCGGCGGUGCUGGUGGUUCGGUUGGUGGUGCAGGCGGCAGUGCACAUGUGAGCACCGGUUCCCGGAUUGUGGAGCACUCGCAGGUGCGCCUGGAGUGCCGGGCAGAUGCGAAUCCCAGCGAUGUCCGGUACCGCUGGUUCAUCAACGACGAACCGAUCAUCGGCGGCCAGAAGACAGAGAUGGUGAUACGCAAUGUGACUCGCAAGUUCCACGACGCGAUUGUCAAGUGCGAGGUACAGAAUUCCGUGGGCAAGAGCGAGGACAGCGAAACCCUCGACAUAAGUUAUGCUCCCAGUUUCCGGCAGCGACCACAAUCAAUGGAGGCGGACGUGGGCAGUGUGGUGUCCCUAACCUGCGAGGUGGACAGCAAUCCGCAGCCGGAGAUCGUCUGGAUACAGCAUCCCAGCGACCGGGUGGUGGGCACCAGCACGAAUCUCACGUUCAGUGUCAGCAAUGAGACGGCUGGCAGGUAUUACUGCAAGGCCAAUGUACCCGGAUACGCCGAGAUUUCGGCAGAUGCCUAUGUCUAUCUGAAGGGCUCGCCGGCGAUCGGAUCGCAGAGGACACAGUACGGACUGGUGGGGGAUACGGCGCGGAUCGAGUGCUUUGCCAGCAGUGUUCCUCGUGCCCGCCACGUCUCGUGGACAUUCAAUGGCCAGGAGAUUAGCUCGGAAUCGGGACACGACUAUUCGAUACUGGUGGAUGCCGUUCCGGGCGGCGUUAAGAGCACGCUCAUCAUUAGGGACAGCCAGGCCUACCACUACGGAAAGUACAACUGCACGGUGGUCAACGACUAUGGCAACGACGUGGCCGAGAUUCAGCUGCAAGCCAAGAAGAGCGUUUCCCUGCUGAUGACAAUUGUGGGCGGCAUUUCGGUGGUGGCCUUCCUGCUGGUGCUGACCAUUCUGGUGGUGGUCUACAUCAAGUGUAAGAAGCGCACCAAGCUGCCGCCAGCGGACGUGAUAAGCGAGCACCAGAUCACGAAGAACGGCGGCGUUAGCUGCAAACUGGAGCCAGGCGACCGGACCUCGAACUACAGCGAUCUGAAGGUGGACAUUUCGGGCGGCUAUGUGCCCUACGGUGACUACAGUACGCACUACAGUCCGCCCCCCCAAUACCUGACAACCUGUUCGACGAAAUCCAAUGGCAGCUCGACCAUUCUGCAGAACAACCACCAGAAUCAAUUGCAACUGCAACAGCAGCAGCAGCAGCAACAUAGCCACCACCAGCACCACCCACAGACCACCACCCUGCCAAUGACCUUCCUGACCAACAGCAGCGGUGGCAGCCUGACCGGCAGUAUUAUUGGAUCCCGUGAAAUCCGUCAAGACAACGGGCUGCCCAGUCUGCAGUCGACCACCGCCUCGGUGGUUAGCUCAUCGCCAAAUGGCAGCUGCAGCAAUCAGAGCACCACCGCCGCCGCCACCACCACCACCACCCACGUGGUGGUGCCCAGUUCGAUGGCCCUGAGUGUGGAUCCCCGCUACAGCGCCAUUUACGGCAAUCCGUAUCUGCGGUCAUCCAACUCGUCGCUGCUGCCGCCACCCACUGCCGUUUAGGGUGGACCAGCAUCGAACACCACCACCACCACCAACAUCACCAUCACCACUGCCGACAACAACGAUGACACCCACUGAGCCACGCUAAGACUGAUCUCACAAGGAACCGAGGCCCCGGCGGCUGCUUUUUGGGUAGGGGGCUAUCACUGUUGGUGGUGCGUUUUUUUUCAGCUACCAAAAAUUCGAAUUGCUUAGGUUUAGGCACUUAGCUCACAUACAUCCGAUUAUAUAGACAUAAUCGUAAGCUGAUCUUUAGCAUCAUCAUUUCUAAAGUCCUUAGGUCUAGGUACUUCAUCUUUUCCCGUUUUUUUUUUUUUUUUUCUUUGUUUUUUGUCGUUUUUGUGUUCUUAGCUUAAGGAUCUUACAGUAGGCUAAUCCACCCAGUUUGAUCUAGAGAGAGACUAAGCUUCAAAGAAUGAGUGUUAAGCAUUUACAAAACGAAAACAAAAAACAAAAAUCUUAGGAAGAUUAGAAAGUUUUACUGCUUGUUGAGAAAACGCCUUAAUGUAAUAGUUAACUGAUUGGGGAUUUAACCUCCAGUUAAAACAGAAAAAAAAUAAAAAAUUGGUUUUCUUGGGGGCGGGGAUAUGCGAGAGUGGUUUUGAACACAGUUUCUCAGACUUCAUACAAUGUUGCAAAUAUUAUUUUCCUUUCAAAUAUUACUUCCCUUUAACCUAAUGUAUUAUUCUGUAUUCUGUAUUAUUUUUCAAAUAUUCGAUCAACAUUUUUUGUACGUUUUUGAACUAUCUUUAUAUCGCGUACCUCUCCCUAAGGUUUUAAAAUCCCAAGAAUACUCCUUCGUCGAAAACAGCUGCCCCUAUAUAAUCCGCAAAAAAUAUAGAAAAGUAAAACGAAAGAAUUCAAUUUUAUGUAUACACAGAUAUAGUAUAUGCUAAAUGUUAAUGAAAUAUAUACAACCACGAAGACAUUCAGUUGAAUGGAUAGCGAGUAAGCAAACGAAAUGCCAAAGUACCUGAUAGUAUUUAAGUAGGGGGUGGGAAGGCCUUGGAUCGGUACCGCCUGCCCCGCCCCCCCAAUCAACUUCUUCUGAAUUAUGUAGCAUUAUCAUCUUUUCUCGCCGAAACUCUAAGCUAUGACUUGGGAUUCGAUAGUGCGUUUUAUGGUUAAAUAAAUAUAGAAGCUAGAUCUUGACAGUCGCCUUAACUUAUGACACGCCCAUACAUCUCAAAUCGCCCAUGCAAAUGUAGAAAACAAAACAAAAGAAAACAAAACAAAAAUGAGAGCGUAAACGUAUUCAAUUCGUCAGUUCAAUUGUGCUAAGUGUACUUCUAAGUGUAUAACGGUCUAAUUAUCCUAGUUGUAGCCUAACUAAUCAUAGACACGCAUAUUUAAAGUAUAGAUAUAGACCUAGCCCUAAAUAUAUACAUACAUCCAUGCAUUUUUUUUCAUAGGCCUAAGCAUUAUAUUUUGAUAAGCAAGCGUAUUUCGUCUAAGGAUCCCCAAGAAAAGUAAACAUUACUAUUUCAUUUUGCUAUAUUUAUUAGCUGUGGGUAUUUGAUUAGUGUCGCCAAUUAAACGCGAAACGAACAAAUGUUUUUUGUUUACAAAAUGCAAAUGAUAAACGCAAAUAAGCAGCAUGAAACACACACACACACAAAGUUAAACACGAAAACAAAAACAAAAAAACUGAAUAAAAAUUUAUUGAAAAAAAAAAAAAACAGAAAGAAAGCCGAGGAAAGCGAAUUGAGAGUUGGACAUCAAAGACGAAAGACAAAUAUACCGUAGGGGGGCAAAAAACAUUUUUAAUUUGACCAGGUCGGAAGGACCGGACCAACUGUCAGCUAGCUGCAAAAAGCCAAAAAUCAAACAAACAAAAGUGAAAUGAAAAUGUUCCACCACUGGCACCACUGGCACCACUUGCACCACCACCGCCGCCAGUCAUGUGUGUUAAUUUAUGGCAAGUCGCCUCGCCGUUCGGAGUUACUACACUGU
This is a messenger RNA of Drosophila erecta, 4794 nucleotides long. It is a transcript of the gene rst, whose product is annotated as irregular chiasm C-roughest protein. Gene Ontology annotation, biological process: cell-cell adhesion. The record is from RefSeq and is a predicted model, not a curated record. Gene Ontology annotation, molecular function: cell adhesion molecule binding. Gene Ontology annotation, cellular component: cell-cell junction. The coding region runs from base 541 to 2841 and encodes 766 amino acids. NCBI's taxonomy places the organism in Eukaryota, Metazoa, Arthropoda, Insecta, Diptera, Drosophilidae. The transcript is spliced from 8 exons.